Messenger RNA from Eimeria mitis, 3876 nucleotides. RefSeq names its product XRN 5'-3' exonuclease N-terminus domain-containing protein, putative. Gene Ontology annotation, cellular component: nucleus. The record is from RefSeq and is a predicted model, not a curated record. Gene Ontology annotation, molecular function: RNA binding; 5'-3' RNA exonuclease activity. Lineage: Eukaryota; Apicomplexa; Conoidasida; Eucoccidiorida; Eimeriidae. Gene Ontology annotation, biological process: nuclear-transcribed mRNA catabolic process.
AUGGUUGCCUCUCUAUACAACAAGGUGCAGCAGCAGCAGCAGCAGCAGCAGCAGCACCUGCUUCGCCUGAAACCUCUCUGCACUCAUUGGGGGCCCCUUGGCUUUCACGCUCCACGCCUUGCUGCUGCUGCUGCUGCUGCUGAUUACCUGGGGAGCAGCAGCAGCAGCAGCAGCAGCAGCAGCAGCAGCAGCGGAGUAGUGUGCCGGUGGCUUCGCCCCCGCCCAGUGUAUACGACUGAUCUCUGGCGCAGCAGCAGCAACAGCAGCAGCAGCAGCAGCAGCACAGCAGCAAAAGGUAUUCCUCACUUCUAUCGGUGGCUAUGCAACCAAUUCCCUACCUGCGUGCAGCCCCUACAAAGAUAUGUAUGGCGCAGAGCAGCAAGACCCAGCAGCAGCAGCAGCAGCAGCAGCAGCAGCAGCAGCAGCAGCAGCAGCAGCAGCAAGAGCAGCACGGCUAAGGAUCUUGCAAGGGAACGUAUGCUGCAGCAGCUCCUUAAAGAGGAUGAAUUGCUGCUGCAGCAGUAUCGAGGGGAAGAUGCAGCAGCAGCAGCAGCAGCAGCAGCAGCAGCAGACUCCUUCAGUUUGUUGCAGCGCAACCGAGACAACCAACAGCAGCAGCAGCAGCAGCAGCAGCAGCAGCAGCAGCAGCAGCAAGUGCCUAUCGAUGCCUUGCUGAUAGAUUUCAAUGCUCUGAUGCAUCUCUGUAUUCACGGCCACCUUCCUUCUUCUCUCCCCGCCCUCACUUUGCUGCAGCAGCAGCAGCAGCAGCAGCAGCAACAGCAGCAGCAGCAGCAGCAGCCACAAGAACAACAACAACUCCUACAGCAACAACAACAACAACAACAGCAGCAGCAGCAGCAGCAUCAGCAGCAGCAGCAGCAUGUGCUGCAGCCCCUGCAGCCGCUGCAGCAGCAGCACAUCCCGCUGCUGCUGCAGCGUGUGUUUUCUUACUUAGAUUUGUUGGUGCGGCUGGUGCGGCCUCGUUCUCUUCUUUGUAUAACCCUGGAUGGGGUCCCCCCAGUAGCAAAGCUCUCGCAGCAGCGCAGCAGACGUUUCAGGCAGCAGCAGCAGCAGCAGCUGCUGCUGCAGCACCAACUACAGCAGCAGCAAGAUCUACUCCGUGCAGAUGCAGCAGCAGCAGCAGCUGCUGCUGCUGCUGCUGCAACACACACUGCAACAGCCUCUCGACCCCAACCCCCCCCCACCCCACGACCACCACCAGCACCAGCACCACCACCAGCACCACCACCACCAGCAGCAGCAGCAGCAGAAGCAGCAGCAGCAGCAGCAGCAGAUGAUAGAUUUGAUAUAAAUAGUAUUGGCCCAGGCACUCGUUUUAUGUUUGUUGCCGAAGCAGCACUAAAAAGAUAUAUUUCAUACAAACAAAAAAACAGCAGAGUUUGGGGCUGCAUGCGCGCAGUUAUACUUAGCGGGGCAGAUGUACCCGGUGAAGGAGAACAUAAACUCAUGCAGCUGCUGACGCGGGGGUGCUGGGGGCCCCCCAGUGGGGCCCUUGCUGAGGCCUGGAGCAGCGAGGUACAGCAGCAGCAGCAGCAGCAGCAGCAGCAGCAGCAGCAGCAGCAGCAGCAGCAGCAGCAGUGCGAAUGCUUUGUAGAAAUAGAGAUGCUGGAACGAAAUUCAGACUGCUGCUGCCGCCAUCAUUUGAAGCAUGCGAAGAAAAGAAUGCUGCAGCAGCAGCAGCAGCAGCAGCAGCAGCAGCAGCAACAGCAGCAGCAGCAGCAACAGCAGCAGCAGCAGCAGCAGCAGCAGCAGCAGCAGCAGCAGCAGCAACAGCAGCAGCAGCAGCAACAGCAGCAGCAGCAAAAAACAAUCUAUCGCAGGCAGCGUCACAAGCAUCCCCAACUCAAAACCAACAGCAGCAUCACCAGCAUAACCAACCGAAACAGCAACACCAACAGCAGCAGCAGCAGCAGCAGCAGCAGCAGCAGCAGCAGCAGCAGCAGCAGCAGCAAGCAGCAGCAGAGUUGCUGCUUCCUCUCCCUGGUCGCGGCUCUGCUGCAGGACUGCAGCAACAACCAACUGCAGCAGCAGCAGCAGCAACAGCAGCAGCAGCAGCAGGGACAGCAGCAGCAACAGCUGCAAUUCAAUCAACAGAGUGGUAAGAGUAAGCGGAAAGGAAAAGGGAAGCAACAGCAGCAACAGCAACAGCAACAGCAGCAGCAACAGCAGCAGCAGCAGCAGCAGCAGCAGCAGCAAGCAGCAGAUGACUUGCUGCUGCCCCCUUCUGGUGAUUUUCUACGCUAUACAGCGAAAGACUUCGAGGUGGUGUGUAUAGACACCCUAAGACGCAUCGACAGCUUGAAGCAGGGCCCCCUUGUGGGGGGCCCCCUUGGGGGGCCCCUGGGGGGCCCCCUUGGUGGACCCUUCGGGGGGCCCCUGGGGGGGCCCCUGGAGUAUGAGGGGCCCCACUUUCACCCUGGGGGGCCCCCGGGGCCCCUCAACCAAACGCAUGCAGCUGAGUAUUAUGCAGCUAAAUUCCCGCUUAGAGAUCUUGCAGCAGCAGAAGCCUCUCCUGCUGCUGCUGCUGCUGCUGCUGCUGCUGCUGCUGCUGCUGCAGCUGCUGCUGCAGCUGGACGGACCGCAGCAACACCCCCCGGGGCAUCAGCAGCAGCUACCACCGCAAGUCUAAGAGAUCUCGCAGCAGCAGAAGCCUCUCCUGCUGCUGCUGCUGCUGCUGCUGCAGCUGGACGGACCGCAGCAACACCCCCCGGGGCAUCAGCAGCAGCUACCACCGCAAGAAGAGCAGCAGCAGCAGCAGCAGCCCGAACCCCAGCAACACGAACCCCAACCCCAACACCAACCCCAACAACACCAACCCCAACAGCAGCAGCAGCAGCAGCAGCAGGAGCAGCAGCAGCAGCAAAGGUGCCUUUUGGUGUAUAUCGUCAGGAUCUGUGUAGAAAGUAUAUAUCGGGUUUAUUUUUUUUGCUGCACUACUACCACAGUGGGGCCCCCUCGUGGGCUUGGUGUUACCCCCACAGCUACGCCCCCUUGGCCUCAGACUUGGGGGCCCUCGACCCGCAUGCAUUGAAGGUCACCUUGCCGCAUGCAGCCCCAAUCUCUCCCUAUCAACAGCUCCUAGCUGUCCUGCCCCCCAGCAGCAGCAAACUCCUACCCAAACCCUAUAGACGCAUUCAUACAGCAGCACCAGCAGCACCAGCAGCAGCAGCAGCAGCUGCAGCAGCAGCAGCAGCAGCAGCAGCAGCAGCUGAAACGGAAAGAAGAACUGCAACAGGGAAUGCAGCAGCAGCAGCAGCAGAAGGAAACGCAGGGCAAAAUGCUGCAGCAGCUGCAGCAGCUGGGAAAACGGGGAUACAUGCAGCAGCAGCAGGAGACGGGCAACCACAAGCAGCAGCAGCAACAGCAGCAGCAGCAGCAGCAGCAACAGCAGCAACAGCAGCAGCAGAGAACUCAAUAAAGGAGCUGUUUCCCUCUUCCUUUCUAGUCGAUCCCUGCCCCCUGCAGGCGAUCCCGUAUCCAGGCAAGGCAGCAGAGCUUGAUGAGGAGCCGCCUGCAGCAGCAGCAGCAGCAGCAGCAGCAGCAGCAGCAGCAGCAGCAGCAGGAAAGGAAGCAGCAGCAGCAGCAGCAGCAGCAGAUGCUGCAGUUACUGCAGCAUAUAAAGAAGGAAAAAAAGCAUUAGAGAGAGCACUACAAAGAAAACCAACACAAGACAAAACAACACAGCUGCCUGAAUGGCUACACAGACCCAUCAUUCCUUUCCUUAAUAUGCAGCGGCUGCGUGCUGCUGCUAAAGAAGCAGCAGCAGCAGCAGCAGCAGCAGCAGCAGCAACAGCAGCAGCAGCAGCGGCACCGGCAGCGGCCGAUACACCAGCACAAGAGACCCCCACCUCAUGA